Messenger RNA from Morchella importuna, 327 nucleotides. RefSeq lists its product as uncharacterized. The coding region runs from base 1 to 327 and encodes 108 amino acids. The record is from RefSeq and is a predicted model, not a curated record. The transcript has a single exon. NCBI's taxonomy places the organism in Eukaryota, Fungi, Ascomycota, Pezizomycetes, Pezizales, Morchellaceae.
AUGACCGCUCACCUCCCCUCAAAAUGCGAACGCUGCAACGCAGCAGAAGAAACACCAGAACAUGUCAUCCUCCACUGCCCGGCGCUCGCCCCAAACAGACACGGCCCGCUCCAGACUAUCACAUCACAAAACGAUAUCUGGAAUGACCAGAACCUCACCAUAGCUCUAGGUGCCUUCAUAGCAGUCAAGAAAGUUGGCUACCCCAGAAGCGCCCCCCCCCUCACCACUGGCCACAGGCUCAACGACCAUGUCGACCCUCACAUCGAUCCCACCACAUCCUCCUCAUACCCGCUAGUGGGGCCUAUCCCCACAAUCUACGCCUCAUAA